CAUCAGCAUUAUACUUGAUCACUAUUCCCCCCAAUGAUUCCGUUCACCGACAUAACCCCGAGUGUUACGGCAUAGUUUACUCCGUUGCAGGAGCUUCGUGUGCGAGGGCAUCCAGCCUCAGCAUGGGAUACAUCAAUCCUUCAGCUACUCGAAGCAGUCGCCCGCUCGCUCGUGCUCGACCGCCAGGACAAGUACCUCCGCUUCCAAGCACCCCAACUCUACGUCUCCGAUUUCCUCUUCCUAUGCCACGCCUGUAUGAACGAUCAAGAGCAUGAUCUCGUCGACCCCACCUUCGCAACAUGGUUCCACCAGAACCGCGCUCUUCAUAUCGGCGCCCAGACCCUCGAAUCCCUCCUCACCACCAUGAUUUCUCACACAGACCCCACCGUCUUCGACUCUCUUCCUCCUCCCACCCUACGUCCUCAGCGAAUAUCAACCUACCCACCCAGCACCUCCGCCGACGCUGAGUCAGACGACGCGGAUACCUUUCUGUCGCGCUUCCAAGACACGGUGCGGAAAAAGUCGCGGCGACUUAUGGUCACAAUUGAGGGGUAUGUGGGUAUGGCGCCGUGUAGAGCACGGUUAGGUGAUUCCGUUGUCGUAUUGUUCGGAUGCAGCAUCCCGCUCAUCUUGCGGCGAGUAGGUGUGAGAGAAGCAUGGCAAGUCAUUGGCGAAGCGUAUGUACACGGCUUCAUGAACGGCGAGGCUAGGAGAUUAGUCCGCAAAGGGACAAGGAUGUACGUAGAUUCAGGCUUGUUUGAAUAAAAAGAAGCCCUCUAUAGUUAAAAUAUCCCCAUCCCGUCUCUUCC
Molecule: messenger RNA, 809 nt
Organism: Trematosphaeria pertusa
Lineage: Eukaryota; Fungi; Ascomycota; Dothideomycetes; Pleosporales; Trematosphaeriaceae
Exons: 1
Coding region: 256-765 (169 amino acids)
Source: RefSeq, a predicted model, not a curated record